Messenger RNA from Ambispora gerdemannii, 203 nucleotides. Lineage: Eukaryota; Fungi; Glomeromycota; Glomeromycetes; Archaeosporales; Ambisporaceae. The record is from the annotation of a GenBank genome assembly.
CACCAAAUACUCGAAAUUCAGUACCAAAUACUCGAAAUCCAGUAUCAAACAUUCAAAAUCCUAAACUACUGGGAUUCUUUAUCAAGCUGGACAGUGAUAGAAGUAAUCGUUCUUUCGUAGUGCCAGAUUUAUCGAAGCUUUGUCUGACAUUCCGAAUAUUGCAUUACAGUCAGACCCCGAUAAUAUCAACACCACGUUGUUAG